This is a messenger RNA of Amborella trichopoda, 3611 nucleotides long. Its product is annotated as TMV resistance protein N. Gene Ontology annotation, biological process: defense response. Gene Ontology annotation, molecular function: protein binding; ADP binding. Lineage: Eukaryota; Viridiplantae; Streptophyta; Magnoliopsida; Amborellales; Amborellaceae. The record is from RefSeq and is a predicted model, not a curated record.
AUGCCGGAGUUUAGAGGGGCAGUUUCAGAUAACUGGUUCAGAUAUUUAUCGGAGGUGGUUUUACAGAGGCACAGUUUCGAAUCAGAUUUCAGGGAUUUCAAAGAAGGACGGAUAUUCUAUAGGACUGAAGCAAAUUUGGUAGAUGAAAUUGUUGAGCAUGUUUCUAAGAAGUUGGUGCACAAAACACCACUACAUGUCGCUGAUCACCCUAUUGGGCUCGAUUCCGGGGUUGCUGAUGUGAUGAGACUCCUAAAUGUUCAUUGUAAUGAUGUUCGGAUGAUUGCAAUCCGCGGCAUGGGUGGCAUUGGCAAGACCACUCUUGCCAAGGAAGUUUUCAACCGUAUAAAAUCUAGGUUCAGAAGCAGCUGCUUCCUCUCAGAUAUUAGAGAAGAAUCACGAACAAAUGCUGGAGUUGUCACCUUGCAGAAACAUCUUCUCAAGGAUCUGUUUAAUGAAGAAGAUACAAACAUACAUGUUGUUGAUAAAGGCAUCAAUGUUAUUAAGAGUAGAAUUGGUUUUAAGAAAACACUUGUGGUAUUGGAUGAUGUCAGUGACCACAAGCAGCUUGAAAAAUUAGUUGGUGAAAGUGAUUGGCACUGUCGAGGAAGUCGGAUCAUCAUCACCACCAGGGAUGAGCAUGUAUUGAAUGUGCGUAAUAGAGUACAUAAUCAUCAUAUCUACAAGCUUGAGGGAUUGAAUAACACACAAUCUCUUCAACUUUUCAGUUGGCAUGCAUUUGGGUUGUGGUAUCCACUCUUGAUGGGCCCCUUGGCUCUUGAAGUGUUGGGAAGUUACUUAUGUGACAAGAAAACUAUUCAAGAAUGGGAAGAUACAGUAACUGAGUUGAAAAAAAUUCCAAAAGAAGAUAUCAUGCAAAAGCUUAAAAUAAGUUAUGAUGAUUUGAAUGAAAAAGAGAAGAAAAUAUUUCUCGACAUUGUAUGCUUCUUCAUUGGAGAGAACAAAGAUUAUACAAUCGAUAUAUGGAAAGGUUGUGGACUCCCUGCUUCAAUUUCCAUAAACAGGCCCUUGCAAAGGUGUCUUAUAAAAAUUGAUGGUGGGAAUUGCUUGCGGAUGCAUGACCAAAUCCGUGCUAUGGGCAGAUGUAUUGUUGAACUAGAAAAUCUCGAUGAUCCUGGAAGCCGUAGUAGGUUGUGGGAUCAAGAUGAAAUCUUUGAUAUGUUGAAGAAUCACAAGGGAACUAGUAAAGUUCGAAGCCUAAUGCUCAAGGGGAACGGACAGGAGCAGAGUUUGGAAACCGAAGCAUUUAAAUCUAUGACCAAUCUGAAGCUACUUAGCAUCAGUGACACAUGUCUUAUUGGAAGUUUGAAAUAUCUUUCAUCAGAAUUGAUGUGGCUAAAAUGGCUACGAUUUCCUUUGCGGUCCCUCCCUGAUGAUUUUAGGCCUGAAAAUCUUAUUCACCUUGACUUGUCAAAAAGUGAUGCUGUCUUUGACUUGUCAAAUGGCAACAACAAGCAGCUUUUCCCAAAAUUGAAGAUUCUUAAACUCACAAGUUGCGGUAACUUGGAGAGAAUUCCCAAUUGUUCUCUAUACCCAAACUUGGAGAUACUGAUUCUUGAAUUUUGCUCGAAGUUGGUUGAGGUUCCUGAUUCCAUAGGUGUUCUAAGGAAUUUAGUCUAUCUGGAUCUUAAACGCUGCUCCAGCCUCAAGAAACUGCCAGAUUCGUUGGGCUCACUAGCGAAACUCGAGGAGUUGGAUGUGAGUUGUGACUACAAGCACUAUGGACAGUUGAAAGAGCUCCCAGAAAGCUUGGGAAGUCUUACAAGUUUAAGGACUCUCAAAAUAGGAUUCAAUACUAGUUUGACAAGGCUCCCAUCUACUUUCUCAGGUCUUUGCUCCUUGGAGAAAUUGGAUGCAAGAUAUUUUAACCUGCAGGGGAUGAUCCCAGAUGACCUUGAAAUGUUAUCCUCAUUGAGAAGCUUGAAUCUCAGUGGGAACAAAUUCCGAGCCAUGCCUAGUAGCAUGAGGGGCCUUUCUCGAUUAAAUAAGAUGAAUAUAAGUGAUUAUAAGCUGCUAGUAGCUAUCCCUGAGCUCCCCACUAGUUUGGAAUAUCUGUAUGCUAUUGAUUGCGUGAAUCUGCAAAGCAUACCCAAGCUAUCUAAACUUUCUAAAUUACAACAUCUGGAUGCUAGUAGUUGUGUGAAUCUGCAAAGCAUACCCAAGCUAUCUCACCUUUCUAAAUUAGAAGCACUGUACAUAGAUAAUUGUGAGCAAUUGGUAACUAUCCCUGAGCUUCCAACCAGUUUGAGGGAUAUGGGUGCUUGGGACUGCAAAAGUAUACAAACCUUGCCCAAGCUAUCUCACCUUUCUAAACUAGUAGAGCUGCGAUUAAGUCUUGGUAAUCAUCUAGUUGAUUUCCCUGAUCUUCCCACCAACUUGUUAUAUCUGGAUGCUUCCAGAUGGAAAAGCUUGCAAACUUUACCCAAGCUAUCUCACCUUCCUAAGUUAAUGAGUUUAACUGUUAAAGAUUGUGGCAAGCUGUUAGCUAUCGAGGAUCUUCCGACCACUUUGAGGACUUUAGAUGCUUCCAACUGCCCAUUGCUGCAAAUCAUACCAAACCUCUCUCACCUUUCUCGACUUGAUGAUGAAACUCAUAAACUGUAAGAGACUGGGUGAGAUACAUGGCCUCAGUGGGUUGAAAUCCUUGAAUACAUUGUACUUGAUUGGUUGCAACCCUCAGGCAUGGAGGCCACCAAAGGAAAUAAUUACAAGCUUGAGAUGGUUAAGAGUUACUGGAAGCAAGGUUCCAAAUUGGUUCAGGAUAUCGAGAAUCCAGAUUGGUACAGGAAGCAAACUGUGUCGUGCAUAGUGCCUCUGAAAAAGGCCUUCAUAUUAGAGAAAUGGUGUGCCUUGUUGUUCAUUCCCAUGAUGUUGGUUGCACUCACUCGCCGCAUGAUGUUAAGAUAUCUCUCAAGAGGGAAGGUAUGGUACUUUAUAUAAGUUCGUUAUCAGUUGAUACAGGGAAACCACGAAAAUAUUAUUAUUUUUUUCCUUAUUCGAGCUAGCUGGAAUAGUGUGAGUCGAGUGGACCAUAUGGUAGGGGGGAGAUCAAAUUGAACUCGUUUGUGAAAUUGAAGCCACAAAUGAAUUAGGGCCAUCGAUGACAUCGCCGAGCAUUCUUUUGAAGGCGGCAGGGAUCCAUUUUAUAUACAAACCAGAAGACACCGAGGAUUCCAUUUUUGAAAAACUGGCUGAUUUCUUCAAUUCAUUGUAUCUUCGAUGAAAAUUUGCAGCCUCAGCAUUUCAUAAGCUGCAAAUUCAUGGCUUCUUACCAUAUGAAUUUGGCUUCUUGAGCCAUUUGAUGGCUUGUUCAAGCCUCAAAGCUGCAACUCUAGGCAAGUAAAUUCACAUACAGGUGAUCUUCUCUACUUCUAGUUCAAACCCCUUUGUCCAAAAAGCCAUGCUUGAUUUAUACUGCAAAAUUCGGGAGAACGCAAAUUGUGUUUUUUAUGAAUUUCCAAGAUGUGAUAUUGUGCUAUAUAAUGCCAUGAUCGUGGAGUUUUUGAACUUCGUUCAUGGAGAUAUAACUGUUCUACUCUUUGGGCUCUAAGGAUUGUGCUAAGAGAAUCAGGGGAACUGGUUCAGGGUUUUUU